CAUACAUAAAUCUUUUCAUGAAUCUAAAAAUUAAAUUUUUUUUCUUAUAUUAAAGAUUAGAAGCAGGAUUUCAGAUUCAGCUCACGGGACAAACCAAAAUAAGAUAUUAAAAUAUUGCAAGAACCCUAGCUAGUAGAAAUAGAGUUUGCUGAUUUGUUGAGUAAUUAUAAAUUGAGAUGGGGAGAGGAAAGAUUGUGAUACGAAGGAUUGAGAAUUUGACUAGCCGGCAAGUAACUUUUUCAAAGAGAAGAAAAGGAUUGAUGAAGAAAGCUAAAGAACUAUCCAUUCUUUGUGAUGCACAAGUUGGAUUAAUUUUGUUCUCUUCAACUCACAAGCUUUAUGACUAUGCAAGCUCCAGCAUGGAAUCUGUUAUCGAGCGUUAUAACAAAUUAAUGGAGGACCGUCAUCAAGCAGUGGAUCCUACUUUGGAUGUCAAGUUUUGGCAAAGAGAAGCAGCAAGCUUGAGGCAACAAUUGCAGCACUUGAAUGAUAGCCAAAGGCAAUUGAUGGGCCAAGAACUAUCUAGUUUGGAUUUUGAUGAGCUGAGGCAUCUAGAACACCAAUUGGAGAUGAGUUUGAAAAGCAUUCGCACAAGAAAGGGUCAAAUUUAUAGUGAUGAUAUCAAUGAAUUACACAAAAAGGGAAGCCUUAGUAGUAAAGAAAAUGAAGAACUUCAUAAGAAGAUAGACCAAAUUGGUGAGGAAAAUGCAGAACUAGAGAAGGUUAUUGGUGCAAGGCGUAGGGAAUAUGCAACAACCAAUCCUUCAUACAGUACUAGGAUCAGCUAUGGAUAUGAUGAACCAAUCAGUCUACAGCUAAGGCAGCCACAACCCCAACAGUGAACCAAAUCUCUGGUAUUCCCUCAAACUGAGGAUGUUCUGUUUUUUCUUAAUUUCAUUAUAAACUAAUGAGCUAAAGUCUGCAGUACUAGGUGACCAUAGCUGCAUACAUGUACUCAAUUUGGCAUAUCAUUUAUCAAAUCUUUCAACAACUUGUCCCAAUGGAGUUCGAUAUUAUGUUUCAAGAACCGUAGUUAUUUCCAGAAACUUUACGGUGCACAAUAAAAAAACCAAUGAUUCCCAUUGUAAAUUUGUAAUGAUCGUAUCAUAUUGUCUAGUGCAUGGUGUGGUUUUGUAUUUUCUCAUUCUUAUGAUCGAUUGAACAGAAAAUAUUAUGUU
Messenger RNA from Trifolium pratense (red clover), 1178 nucleotides. RefSeq names its product MADS-box transcription factor 23-like. NCBI's taxonomy places the organism in Eukaryota, Viridiplantae, Streptophyta, Magnoliopsida, Fabales, Fabaceae. Gene Ontology annotation, biological process: positive regulation of transcription by RNA polymerase II. The transcript has 7 exons. The record is from RefSeq and is a predicted model, not a curated record. Gene Ontology annotation, molecular function: RNA polymerase II cis-regulatory region sequence-specific DNA binding; DNA-binding transcription factor activity, RNA polymerase II-specific; protein dimerization activity. Bases 177 to 842 code for a protein of 221 amino acids. Gene Ontology annotation, cellular component: nucleus.